AUGGGAGCGACGAGCAGCGGCCCCGGCCCGGCCCCGGCCCCGCUGCGGCCCCCCCAGGGCCGUGCCGCGGGGUCGUGGGUGCGGGCGCUGCUGGGCCGCGCCGGGUCGGUGCCGGGGUCGGGGCUCGCCCUGGCCCCGCGGAGCCCCGCCGAGGAGCCGCCGCUGCCCGGGUGGCCGCUGCCGCAGCUCGUCUCGCUUUUCCUGCCGGAGUUCCCCGUCCGCCCCUCUGCCCGCCAGCAGCAGCUCAAGAUCCUGGGCUUCGUGGCCAAAGGCUCCUUCGGGACCAUCCUCAAAGUGCUGGACUGCGGGCGGGAGAAAGUCUGUGCCGUGAAGGUCGUCCCCAAAGUGGAGGUGCUGCGCCGUGACACCCUCAAGCAGUGCAAGGAAGAAGUCAGCAUCCAGAGACAGGUCAGACACCCGUUUGUCCACGGGCUGGGGGACAGCUGGCAGGGCCAGCGCCACCUCUUCAUCAUGUGCACCUACUGCAGCACCGGAGACCUGCAUGCGCUUUGGCUCGCUGCCGGCCGCUUCGCCGAGGCCACCGUCCGCCUGUUUGCUGCUGAGCUGGUGCUGGUGCUGGUGUACCUCCAUGACCUGGGCAUCAUGCACAGAGAUGUGAAGAUGGAGAACAUCCUCCUGGAUGAGAGAGGACACCUCAAGCUCACUGACUUUGGCCUCUCCCGGCACCUGCGGUGGGGUGAGCGAGCCCACACCAUCUGUGGCACCCUGCAGUACAUGGCCCCAGAGGUACUGAGUGGGGGGCCCUACAGCCACGCAGCAGACUGGUGGUCCCUGGGAGUCCUGCUCUUCACCCUGGCCAGCGGGGAGUUCCCUGUGGCACCGGCAGGGGACCACGUAGCCAUGCUGGAGCGUGUCAAGCAGAGCAGCUAUGAGAGCCCACCUGGGUUCAGCCCUGCACUGGCCCGGCUGCUUGCUGAGCUGUUGUGCCACAACCCCCUGCACCGCCUGCGCUACCUCCACCACUUCCAGGGCCACCCCUUCUUCCGUGGGGUGGCCUUUGACGCCGACCUGCUGCAGAAGGACCCGGUGGCGAUGGCAGUGGCUCCACGGCCCCCCGAGCAGCCCCUGCCCGAUCCCCCAACCUUCGCUGACUUCGACUGUGACCUCGCUGACCCCCCGGGCCAGCCCUGA
Messenger RNA from Colius striatus (speckled mousebird), 1152 nucleotides. It is a transcript of the gene RSKR, whose product is annotated as ribosomal protein S6 kinase related. Lineage: Eukaryota; Metazoa; Chordata; Aves; Coliiformes; Coliidae. Gene Ontology annotation, molecular function: ATP binding; protein serine/threonine kinase activity. The record is from RefSeq and is a predicted model, not a curated record. The coding region runs from base 1 to 1152 and encodes 383 amino acids. The transcript has 12 exons. Gene Ontology annotation, biological process: protein phosphorylation.